Messenger RNA from Amoebophrya sp. A120, 1039 nucleotides. The record is from the annotation of a GenBank genome assembly. NCBI's taxonomy places the organism in Eukaryota, Dinophyceae, Syndiniales, Amoebophryaceae.
CAUCUAUCGCUGCUGAUUUUGAAAGGAGGAAAGCGGAGUUUGCCGCUAGGUUUUUCGGCGAGGAGGAUGAGGAUGGGAACGGUUCAGCAGGAGUGGAGAUGACUGCGGAGCAGAAAGGAAAAACUAACACCGAAGUAGAGACAAACCGAAACCACGGCGAAGAAAUAUUAAACGAGAACCAGAGCACAGCCACGACAACGCCCACGACGCCCUACAGAAAGCAAAAGCCCACACAAAUCGACAUCGAGGUUUUGGACGCUGUUUUGGGCGAUUUGCACAAGAACUCUACGUCUGGCGCUGGAGCUGGACCUGUCACGGCUGAACAAACCAAAAGCACCGACGAAUAUCUGAACAACAUCAAUCCUAUUCUUUUCAAGCUGAAGUGGAAUCUGAGAAAGGAAGGCUCGUCGCAUCAUCAACAGAACAAUCGGCAACCAGAAGGUCACAGCACAGCGUUGAACGGGGAAGAACAAUCAGAAAAUAUCUACACGACGGCCGAUUUCUCAGAGAUGGUGAUGCUCCCAACGGACAGCUUCAAACCCACGACACAGAAGGUGAAUAUGGCGUUCUCAAACGUUACAUUCUCAACUGUUACACGAUUUGUCAUGCAAAAUCAACCAGCAGCAACAUCAACAUCCACAGGGUAAAGCGACUUCGCAUGACAAAUUCCCGGAGGGCUAAACAGCAUUUAAAUCUGUGCGGAAUUUGUAAUGCUAGAGGCGCAAUUGUCCCCCUUUGACUUUUGCUCUUCUUGCAUGACAAAUUCAUGUAACAGUAACAGUUGAGAAUGUAACAAUUGAGAGUCCCAUAGUGAAAGUUGUGGACUUGCAAAAGCAGAAAACGAACAUCGAUUUCAUCCUGGUGCUGCAGAAAAUUUUCUUCCCUGGGAGCACGGUUUUGCAUGGCAGCAAAAAGGGCGGCAGUCAACAAACAGUUAGCAACGACGGAGACGGUAAUUCGAGCAGUAGGUCGCCGAGGAAGCAGCGGCUACGGCCACCAGACCCGGAUGAUAAUUUUCCGGGCCACGAGGGUUUUACCG